Messenger RNA from Toxorhynchites rutilus septentrionalis, 3139 nucleotides. RefSeq lists its product as uncharacterized. Gene Ontology annotation, molecular function: zinc ion binding; nucleic acid binding. The transcript has 2 exons. NCBI's taxonomy places the organism in Eukaryota, Metazoa, Arthropoda, Insecta, Diptera, Culicidae. Bases 754 to 3066 code for a protein of 770 amino acids. The record is from RefSeq and is a predicted model, not a curated record.
AAAUAAAUCGAGAGCUGGACUCUCUUGAGUUUGAAAGUCAACGCGGAUAGACGUGUUUCAUUUAUAACCCGAAAAUAUAAAAGUGGCGACGAGGAUCAAAGUGUAAAAAAUAAAUAAAAGACCUUUAGUGAUAUAAAAGGGAGUGAUUAUAUCAGUGAAGUUAUUUUUUUCCUUUAAAAUAAAUAGUUUGGUUGUACCAAGUGGAAGAUCCUUCCAGAAGAUUUCUGCCACAUAGGACAAAGAGACAAGCAGCAUUUUUUUCUGCACGACUGCAGAGAAACAGCAGGAAAGAUUUCAACUGUUCCUGUGCGACUGCAGAUAAUAAAUGUAAGUUCUUUUGUUUUCUCUUUUGUUAAGAAAGUGGUUAAAAGUGCAACGAACCUUUUGUUCCAUAUAAAACUAACCUCUAAAACAAAAGAUUUUUUUUAAGCCAUUGAUCCACAAACAGUAGAAGUGUGGCCAGUUUGCAGGUAAUUGUGUGAAAUAUUUCAAACCUCAAAACAAAUUUUUGUGCUUUUGUUUGUACCGGAAAAAGGAUUGUAUAAAAAAAAGAAGGUAUUGUGUUUGAGUUUAUAAAAGCCUUAAUUGGAAGAAAUUAUUUGGAAAUUAUUUUUUUUUAUAAAUUUAUUGAACAAAUUUUAAGAGAGUCUUGUUUUUUCUCAGGAUUUUUUGGUGACAAAAUUGCACGGAGGAUACAGGAAAUUCCUGAGGAGGAUUCGUUCGGGUACAGACUUCAAUUUUGGAAAUUUUACAAUGGCACAAACGAUGCUUUCCGUUUUUGAGCCCUACAGAAAGGGAGUUUCCUUUGCCGAAUGGUCGGAUCGUUUGGGUUACUUUUUCGUUUUAAAUAAAGUAAAAGAAGAAGAAAAGAAAGCUCAUUUGAUUAUGUUGGGGGGAGCCACAGUUUUCAGAGAACUGAAACUCCUAUUCCCAAAUGGGAAGCUGGAAGAAGCUGCUUAUAAUGAAUUAAUUAGCAAAUUAAAAAUGAGACUGGAUAAAACUGAAUCGGGGCUAAUGCAACGAUUCAAGUUUAAUAACAGAGUUCAACAACCUGAUGAAUCGGCUGAAGAUUUCGUUUUAUCGGUCAAGUUACUAGCAGAAUUUUGCAAUUUUGAGAACUUCAAGCAGACUGCUAUCAUGGAUAGAAUUGUAGCUGGCUUGACAGAAAAAGCUCUUCAACAACGUUUGUUGAACGAGGUGGAGUUAACACUCGAAGCUGCAGAAAGAAUAAUUAUUACUUGGGAAAUGGCAAGUGCUAAUGCAAAAUCUUUAGAAGGAGAUUCUUAUUAUGAAAGAGUGGCUUUGACACAGAAUGCAGGUGCUGGUGAAACCAUGAAUAAAUUGUUGAAUACCUUCAAAAUAGCAGAAAACCGUAAACAAACAGAAUUUAGAGGUCCAGUGAGAAACAGAUUGGGUUUCAAAGGAAAUAGUUUCAUAUCAAAUCCGAAUCAUAAUUUCAACUAUGGAAAUAACGAUAAAAAAGUGAGUUUUGAACAUGCUGACGGGAAAAAUAAUCAGCAAUAUCGCAAAAUAGAUUAUUCAAACAUGACAUGCAAUUUCUGUGGGUUAAAAGGACAUAUCAAGAGGAGAUGUUUCAAAUUAAAAAAUUUAAAAAGAGAUGCUGUGAAUUACAUGGACAGACCAGGAACGAGCACGGACAGGAGACUGGAUGACAUGUUCAAACGAAUGAGUACGGAGGAGCCGGUCAGCGAAAAUAGCGAUGAAGGUAAACUUAAUUGUAUGUGUGUUUCGUCCAUUAAUAAAAUCAGUGUUCCUUGUUUGGUAGAAAUAAAAAUUGAGGGAAAACAUAUAAAAAUGGAGAUAGACUGUGGAUCUUCAGUAACAGUGAUGAGCAAAAGACAAUAUUUCUCAACAUUUAACAAAAAGUUAAUGACUAGCAAUAAGCAAUUAGCUGUAGUAAAUGGUAAUAAAUUAAAAUUAAUUGGAGAAGCGAUGGUUAGAACGAAAUUUAAAGAGAAAAUAGAAAAUCUUUCUCUUCUGAUUAUAGAAUGUGAAAAUGAGUUCCUUCCUUUAUUGGGUCGAAAUUGGCUAGAUGUAUUUUUUAACGGAUGGAGACAAUUUUUUGAUGGAUCUCAAUUGAUAAAUUCUCUGAAUGAACUAAAUAAUGAAGCUAUGGUGAAUGAAUUACGUGUGGAGUUCCCAAACGUUUUUACUAAAGAUUUUACUACUCCAAUUGUCGGUUUUGAGGCAGAGUUAAUACUCAAAGAAAACAAUCCAAUUUUUAAGAAAGCAUAUGACGUUCCUUAUCGUUUAAAGGACAAAGUUUUAAACUAUUUGACAAGAUUGGAAAAUGAGAAAGUGAUUACUCCAAUCAAAACGAGUCAAUGGGCAUCACCUGUGAUAGUAAUUAUUAAGAAAAAUGAUGAAAUUCGUCUGGUAAUAGAUUGCAAAGUUUCAAUUAAUAAGGUUAUCGUCCCAAAUACUUAUCCCUUACCUGUUGCUCAAGAUUUAUUUGCGAAAUUAGCGGGUUGCAGAGUAUUUUGUUCACUGGAUUUGGAAGGUGCUUACACGCAAUUAUCAUUAUCGGAAAGUUCUAGACAAUUUAUGGUAAUUAAUACAGUUAAAGGAUUGUUUGUCUACAAUAGAUUACCACAGGGAGCAUCGUCCAGUGCAGCUAUUUUUCAACAAGUAAUGGAUCAAGUUUUAGAAGGAUUGGGAAAUGUAUUUUGUUAUUUAGAUGAUGUGUUAAUUGCGGGAAGUAAUUAUGAAAAAUGCAAGAAAAAUUUGAGAUUAGUUUUAGAGAGAUUAUCGAAGGCUAAUAUUAAGAUAAACUUUGAGAAAUGUAAAUUUUUUGUAAAGGAGCUUGUAUAUUUGGGUCACAUAAUUAGUGAAAAAGGUUUAUCGCCUUGUGAGGACAAAAUUUCCACUAUAAAAAAAGCUAAAGAACCGACCAACAUAGCUGAACUUAAAUCAUUCUUAGGGUUAAUAAAUUACUACAACAAAUUUAUACCACAUUUGUCCUUUAAGUUGCAUCAGUUACACAAUCUUUUGAGGAAAGAUGUUAAAUUCAGUUGGGACAGUAAUUGUAGAAGAGCUUCAAUUUAGCAAAAUAUUCACUUAUUGCGUCAAACUUUUUAGAGUUUCAUGACCCAAAUAAACCAAUAAUUGUGAUAUCUGA